AUGCCCGGUAACAGUAACACCCUCGGAUUGCGGGAGAUGUUUCGUUUUCGGUCGAUGCAGCGUCAUCGAAGAAGGCGAGAAGAGAGAACUGAAGUGCCAACGGAGGCUGAUGAAGCAGAUUCGAAGAAAACCCCUCUUUCUCCAUUGCCAGUUUUUCGUGUUCAGUGUGAUCCAUCUUUUGAUGCAGAAGAUUUUGAAUUAGACCUUUACCGUGUGCGCAGUUUCAAAAGAACAUCAAAAGGAUUGAUCAGCUUACAUAUCCCAUUUUUGGUUUGUUUACAGGGAGAUAGUUUUCGUUCGCGCAGUACCUCCAACUGUAGCCAUCUCUUUCAAUCUUCACGUUGUUCAACAACUAGUGCGCAAACGUCUAUAGGAUGCUCUUCAGUAGAUUUAGCAACCCAGAUGGAGUCUCUAGCUCUUAGAGGGCACUGUGAUGACUUCUCCACAGCCAGAAAAUACACUACCUUCAAAGGCGAGACGUCAGGCCACAAUUUGACUCCUGCGGUUACACUUUGUCCUCCUUCACCCUGCAGCUCACUCAAUAACACGGCGCCAGUCAAAGUGCAAAUACUCGGUGGGCCAACGGUAGGCAAGACCACUCUCUGUCGUCAAUUUCUAACAGCAGAAUUCAUGGGUGGUAGAACAGAGUCCUUUUCCGAGGACAGUAUUGAGCGAUUUGUGGUGAUCGAAGUGGAUGGCUGGAACAGGAGCCUCAUGCUCAUCGACAACAUUCGAGAAGAGGCCUCGGCAGACGUCUCGUCGACGGAAGCCGGCGCCUCGCUGUCGGGCCCCUUCUGCAACAUCGAAAUUCCAUCAUCUCUGUUAAGUGAAGCAAUGCCGAGACACAGACCAAUGUCCUUCAACUGUCCCACCAUUUCAAAUAUCACCAGAGGGGAUACAUGUGUUCCGCAGACAGGAUCAAGCCUUAGCAGUUUUAAGCCAGAUGACACAUCUUUUGACAAGAAAGCUCAGUCUGAGGCAAGCAUCCAGAUUUAUUUCUGCCUUAUUAAGACUUUUAAGUAA
Molecule: messenger RNA, 1023 nt
Organism: Mesocestoides corti
Lineage: Eukaryota; Metazoa; Platyhelminthes; Cestoda; Cyclophyllidea; Mesocestoididae
Source: the annotation of a GenBank genome assembly